AUGCAUCGGCAGUCAGUUAUACGGCUGGCCCGUCAGUCGGGGGUUCCUGCGCUGGCUGAAUUGCCCCCUCCAUAUCUUGCUCCCUCUCUUCACUUCAACCCGGUCCGGUCGAUUCAAUGUUCAGGCUUUUCAACAACAGCCGCCAAUGCUGCCAGAGGACGCGGUCGUGAUCUCAGCAAAAACCGAGGUGUCUCUGCGAUUCAUAGAACAGGGCCCAAAUUUCCCCUGGGAGUCUCGAAGUAUCCAUUGCCCAAGCCUGUGAGUCCGGCGGAACGGCCACCCCGGGACCCAACACCGAAUCACGGUCUCUGGGAAUUCUUCCCCCCAGAUAGACAGGCGCUGAGCACACCUGAAUAUGACAUAGCGCAUGGCCGACCUUGGUCAGUGCAGGAACUCCGCGAGAAGUCCUGGGAAGACCUCCAUUGCCUGUGGUGGGUGUGUGUGAAGGAACGCAACAGAAUAGCUACUUCAAACUUGGAAAGGAAGCGGCUCAAGGCAGGCUAUGGACAAUGGGAAGCAGACGAACGUGACCGCACGAUCCGAAUCACACAAAAGUCCAUCAAGCAUGUCCUUCGUGAACGCUGGUAUGCCUGGGAAGAAGCACGACGACUCUACGAAAGUGGUUAUCGGCCGGAGGCUGAAGACAGCUACGAAGACAGCGGAGAACCUACACAGACAAAGGCAUAA
Molecule: messenger RNA, 687 nt
Organism: Rasamsonia emersonii CBS 393.64
Lineage: Eukaryota; Fungi; Ascomycota; Eurotiomycetes; Eurotiales; Trichocomaceae
Product: 54S ribosomal protein L4, mitochondrial Precursor
Exons: 3
Coding region: 1-687 (228 amino acids)
Biological process (GO): mitochondrial translation
Cellular component (GO): mitochondrial large ribosomal subunit; mitochondrial ribosome
Molecular function (GO): structural constituent of ribosome
Source: RefSeq, a predicted model, not a curated record